Molecule: messenger RNA, 1567 nt
Organism: Branchiostoma belcheri (Belcher's lancelet)
Lineage: Eukaryota; Metazoa; Chordata; Leptocardii; Amphioxiformes; Branchiostomatidae
Product: galactosylceramide sulfotransferase-like
Exons: 3
Coding region: 393-1550 (385 amino acids)
Biological process (GO): glycolipid biosynthetic process
Cellular component (GO): membrane
Molecular function (GO): galactosylceramide sulfotransferase activity
Source: RefSeq, a predicted model, not a curated record
AUUUGAUACUGCCUAACCCCCACCAAAAGAUCUGCUUGGAGAUUAGUCAUUAACCAACCUACCGGAAAAAGUCACCUUGAAGAUCUCAUUAGUAUCAUUAAGAGAAGCAAGUUAAAAUGGUACGGCCAUGUGACCAGAAGUAAAGGGCUCUCCAAAGUUAUACUACAAGGAACAGUACCAGGGGAAAAAGAGGGAGACAAAGGAAGAAAUGGGACGACAAUCUCAAUGAGUGGACCGGCUUGCCCCUUGCCAGCGCCCAAGCGCUGGCUCAUGACAGAGAGGGAUGGAGAAAGGCAGUGUGCUCAGCCACUAGGUGCCCCCAUGGCCACUCCCGGUCAAGGCACCGUUAAUGAAUAUUAAGCCGUGAAAGUAAAGGAGCUGCCAGACUAGCGAUGAUGGCACGAAGAAGGGCAGCAAUCCUCUGCACAGCUGUUUUCGUCAUCACCUUACUCUUGCUGUUACAUCGCUACAUGAAAGAAGAAGUAUUCAUUGGGGGUAUUCAAUCUAUGAGAAACAACUUAAAGAUAGAUAGGUCAAGUGCUAUGAGAUGUUCAGCAAAGAUGAAUAUUGUUUUCCUGAAGACUCAUAAAACGGCUGGUUCUACAGUUCAAAAUAUACUCCUGCGGUAUGGACUGGAGAAAAACCUGACGUUUGCCUUACCAGCUGCUGGCCAUAGGUUUUAUUGGCCUGACCACUUUAAAAGGUCAUCUGUUCUACAGGAACAACAAAAAAGGAGCAAGACUGUCUACAAUAUACUAUGUCAUCACACCCGCUUUCACUAUGCCAACAUGAGGGAUCUCAUGCCUGACGACUCAGUUUACAUUACGGUGGUACGAAGCCCUGCUGCAAUGUUCAGAUCUGCUUUUGAGUACUUUCAUUUAAAGAAAAAAUACAAUAUUUUCCAGCCAAACGCCAUGGACGUUUUUCUUUCUAGACCCUCGUAUUACGUUGGUCCAUACGGAAAGAGGCCAUUUUUUCGGAACCCAAUAUUUUUCGACUUGGGAUACAGUCCUGAUCAGCUUGUGUCAGAAAAGUCAAUCCAGGAAGCUAUUGAGUACAUAGAUGGUAUUUUUUCCGUUGUUUUGGUGUCGGACCAUUUUGAAGAGUCCAUGGUGCUGCUAAGACAUACUCUAUGCUGGGAUCUUAAUGACGUAACGUAUUUUAAGCUAAAUGCAAUGAAGACAUCAUCUACAAAGUACGUCUCAACAGAGACUGAAGAGAAGAUUAAACAGUGGAACAAAGCCGAUAGUAUGCUGUUUGAUUACUUCAACAAAUCAUUAUGGCAGAAACUCUCAAAGCUUCCUUUUGAUUGGAUAAGAGAAGUAAAAUUAAUAAAACAGAAAAAUAGACUUUUACACGUUACGUGCACUAAAACAGGAAAAUCAAUCUCUAAUAUAAAAACCAAGGAUUUAAAACUUUUGCCACCACCCGGGCUAUCUGUUGAUGGUAAUGUAUUAAAAGAACUUGAACAAAGAAAUAAAGCUUGCGUUUACAUGGCUAAACCAGAAAUACCAUUUACUCAGGAGCUUAAGAGGAAAUAUAAAAAUUAAAAUUAAGAAAUAAUGCA